Molecule: messenger RNA, 1117 nt
Organism: Trichoderma asperellum CBS 433.97
Lineage: Eukaryota; Fungi; Ascomycota; Sordariomycetes; Hypocreales; Hypocreaceae
Source: RefSeq, a predicted model, not a curated record
UCUACGACGGCGUAGAUAGGCUGUGACUCCCUCUUCGCAACACACGACGAGAUUUGGAAAUUGUGCCAAAGGAGUUUUGGGAAAUGAGAGGCAAAGGAGGGAUGACUGCCGCCACGUGCAAUCAACGGCGUUUGUCGCAGCGAAUUAAUGAGACAUGGCGCUGGAGCAACAUGCUAUUUUCGGAUGCUUUCGCCAAUAAUAACCAAUUCAACAGAGGCCAAGACGGACAGAUACGGAGUAUACAGCAGCGAUGAUUUGCCUUGCACAGAGGCCCAGCAUGACAGGCCAAGGCCGAUGCAGAAAAUCGGAUUUGGGAUUCGAGCAGCGGCAACCGGGGUGUACAGGUGGAGCAUCAAAAUAUGUGCAAACUUGUAGAAUUGAUGUACUCUAUGCUGCUCACUGGGUGGAAGGCUCAAAGAUCACAUGAAGCCGAAGAUCAACGGUGUUGUGGUGCUCAUGUGCAUAAAUCAACAGUUCCAGUGCUUUUGGCCUUGACACACGGAUUCCUCUAUUUGCAUGAAUCGAGAUAUUGUAUGUGCACAGAUGGGCCGUCGCAUACAGCAAAACGUGCGAAGGGUAGUAAUUCAUGUAUGCGUGCUUGUACGAGCCCACCAACAAUCCUGUUUGACUUAUUCCGCUACCAACAGCAGGCAAAGCCAGAAGCUGCGGCAUCCUAUGCUCGUUUUAUAAGUAAGCCACCCGCAAGGAUCAUGGGCUGGUUCGCCUGCCAAAGUGACGAUGGUCCACGAGCGGCCGCUACGUUAGCAAGAGCCAGGGGUAGCAUCUUGCCCCUUUUACAUGACAAACGUCCCUCCCCGUAUAACGAAUGGAUCUGUGCUCUUCUGUUUGUGCAUCGGUCAGCUUCGCACGUUGCACCAGAAGCCGUCUUCACGGCGAAGUGCAUGCGUCAGACGGCUGCCGGAGAGGAACAAAGAGAAGAGCACAUGCCUCAUAGCAGCACAAGUCGGCGUUGUCCGCCGCGGCCGACUGCAGAUCGGGGAAAAGGCCGGCGCCUCCUCCGCAGGUACCUCCUAUGGUCGUUUCUACAAGUAUGCAUCUGCAGUAUGUAUACAUAGUAUAUAGCACCUGGGAGGCAAAAGAGGGAGAAAUGCGCUGG